Dovyalis caffra is the source of this 816-nucleotide messenger RNA. The record is from the annotation of a GenBank genome assembly. Lineage: Eukaryota; Viridiplantae; Streptophyta; Magnoliopsida; Malpighiales; Salicaceae.
AUGCAGAAGAAGAAAAAUUUCAGGAAGAGGAGUUUCGAAGAAGACGAAGACGAGCAUAACAAAGCAUCAGAUGACGAACAAGAAAGAAGAUUGGCAUUAGAAGAGGUGAAAUUUCUGCAGAAACAGAGGGAGAGGAAAUUAGGAAUCCCUGCAUUACAAACAACUUCGCAAACUGCAACUACAGUAGCUGCUAAAAUAACCGAAAAGACCGAAGGAGAUGGAGAAAAAGAAGAGCUUGUUCUUCAAGACACUUUUGCUCAAGAAACUGCUGUCAUGGUCGAAGAUCCCAACAUGUUGAAGUAUGUCGAGCAAGAAUUGGCCAAAAAAAGAGGGAAGAACAUUGAUACAGCUGACCAAGUUGAGACGGAGUUGAAGCGUGCAGAAGAUGAAUUAUACAAAAUUCCGGAGCAUCUUAAAGUGAAAAAGCGAAACUCAGAAGAAAGCUCUACUCAGUGGACUACGGGGAUUGCAGAGGUUCAGCUACCCAUUGAAUACAAACUGAGAAAUAUUGAGGAAACAGAGGCAGCCAAAAAGCUUCUACAGGAGAAAAGGCUAAUGGGAAGACCAAAAUCAGAAUUUAGCAUCCCUUCCAGUUAUAGUGCUGAUUAUUUCCAACGUGGCAGGGAUUAUGCUGAGAAACUGCGACGAGAUCAUCCAGAGCUGUACAAGGAGAGGAGUUCGCAGGAUGAUGCUGCUGCUGGAUCAAAACCAGCUGAUAAUAGUACUGAUGGAGCUGGGCGUAGGCAAGCUGCAACGGAUGAGUUCAUGCUAGAGCGCUUCCGAAAACGAGAACGCCAUCGGGGCAUGCGUAGAUAA